Molecule: messenger RNA, 2450 nt
Organism: Erigeron canadensis
Lineage: Eukaryota; Viridiplantae; Streptophyta; Magnoliopsida; Asterales; Asteraceae
Product: zinc finger CCCH domain-containing protein 18-like
Exons: 8
Coding region: 159-1838 (559 amino acids)
Molecular function (GO): metal ion binding; RNA binding
Source: RefSeq, a predicted model, not a curated record
UAUUUGUAUAUGUAUAUUUUUUUUAUAGAUAAAAAGAGAGAGAGAAUGGUGUAGUCUAGUCACUCAAUCAAAUCAUGGAGGAGUUUUUGAGGUCCAUUUCAAGGUUUUCUUGAACCUUUUUCUAGUUCUGCAUCCUGUUAUUUUGGUCAUAACUUAAGAUGGAUUUCUCAGAAUCUACAAAAAUCGUAUACGACAGGAUUCAAAAGAUCGAACCCGAGAACGUGUCCAAGAUUAUCGGGUAUCUUCUUUUACAGGAUCAUGGGGAGAGAGAGAUGAUAAGAUUAGCCUUUGGCCCUGAUAAUUUAAUCUACUCCUUGAUCAAUAAGGCAAAAACCCACCUGAAAUUACCUUCUAAUACAUCCGCUGGUCAACUCCUUUCGCCUCCUAACGCCAAUUCCAUCCCUGAAAUGCCGAUACACUUUACACCGUUCUCUCCUUCACACCGGCAUUCACCAUUGACUAUUCAAGUGCCUACCCGUUGUUGUGAUCCCCAUGAUCAACCGGUUGACUAUGUUCCUAUGGUUUAUCCUGCUUCUUAUCCAGAAGAUUAUCGUCUUCACAACCAUCUUCGUUUCAUGUCAUUAGAAGAUCAAGUUGAGUCUCUUAACAGCCCGGAUUUUUCGUCCAAUAAUUACCACUCAUCUGAGCCCGCAUUGGGUCCUAGAGCGAAUAGGAGGUCUCCAAGUUUGCCUGAAUUCCCUUUCAAAGUUUGCCAUUACUUUAUUAAGGGGUUUUGUAGACACGGAAGCAACUGUAGGUACUUGCAUCCGACCCCUGAAACCUUCUCCCAAAUUUUUAGCCCGAGUUUGAGUGACGAUGAUCACAUGUUUUCACCUGGGUCUCUUGAUACACUAGAGUUAGAGCUCACUGAGCUCUUGAAAUCCAGAAGAGGGUUCCCUGUGUCGAUAGCUUCUUUACCAAUGAUAUAUUAUGAAAAGUUCGGUAAGACACUUCAGGCUGAGGGAUAUUUAACCGAGAGCCAGAGACAUGGCAAAGCUGGUUAUAGUUUGACCAAGCUUCUGGCACGUCUUAAGAGCAUUUGUCUCAUUGAUAGGCCUCAUGGGCAACAUGCAGUCGUUUUGGCUGAUGACUUAGCGAAAUGCAUUGAUCAUAACGGAGAUAGAAAUGAACAUGGUGGCAUUGUAGCCGGUUCUAGGCAGAUAUAUUUGACUUUUCCAGCUGAGAGUACCUUUUCGGAGCGUGAUGUUUUCAACUAUUUCAGCAAGUUUGGGCCGGUCCAUGACGUGAGAAUUCCUUGUCAGCAAAAGAGAAUGUUUGGAUUUGUGACUUUCAUGUUUGCGGAAACCGUUAGGCAUAUUUUAAAUAAGGGAAAUCCUCAUUUUGUUAGUGGUGCUCGUGUUUUGGUCAAACCCUACCGCGAAAAGUGUAAGCUUGAUGAUAGGAAACAUGGAGAUACGUUUCAUCAACACUGUUUUGAUUCCGAAUUUGGGCCUCAUUCAAUGCCCAAGACUGGUGAUAAUUCAAGGUUCAUCAAGAAGCAGUUCGUCGAUGAACAACAAGAGCAGGCAUUUGAAUUUGAGAGGAGACGUUUUUCAGAUAUGCAUUUAGCAGCAGAGGUCAAUAACCAAUCUCAACGUUUUGGAACCUCACUCGAAGAGUUGAUGCAUUCAGAAGGCAAUGGUCAUGCACAACACAUGGACUUCCCUUCAACUGAGCGUUUCAAUCAUCUUCUAGAUGUUUUUAACAAUGGUGCAACUAGUGAGGAAAAGAUUAGGCAGAUCAAUACUAAAUACAAAGAAGAGGGUAGCCAGGGACUGAAUCUUCCAGAAAGUCCGUUUGCAUCCGCAUUAGGAACUGAAAUAUCAACAGUUAUAUAGCUUCUUCAAAGAUAAAAAGAGCAGAUUUAUAGAGUUAGAGAGAUGACAGAGUAUAAAGGCCAUUUGAGAAAGUUUAAUUGAUAUAUAACGACAACAAAGUUUAUAUAGAGGAAAUAUGUUUAGGGCGACAAAGAAGGUUGCAGAAAAAGGGUACAGAAAUAUCAUCUUGAUAUAUAACUAAGUUACUGUUUUUUUAAAAGUUUUUAGAAGUAUAGCAAAGCUGCAGGAAAAAUAGGUGGCUUUAAAAUAGACAGCAACUACGUAGGGGGCGCAUUUAGAAGUUAAAAUCGCGGAAUUCUACUGCGUCUUUGGGAUAUUACUAGAUAUAUAUAGAUCUGCUAAUAAUAAACACUUAGUUUAUUAUACAAUGUUUACUGUUUUUGAGUACUUGUUCGUUGUGUUCGUAUUUUUGUUGAAGUAACCUGUUAAAGUUACGGUUACAUGCUUGUAUAUUUGUAGUGGUUUGUACCGUCGAUAGAAAAAAAGGAACACGGAAUGUGAUAUGGUAUUUGCAUUGUUGGUUGAUAGCUUAGAAUCAAACCAAAGGUAAUAUACUCAUAUGGCCUAGUGGUAUCAAGAUUUAUUGAAAAUUUUAGCUGUUGCUUUGUCAAA